AUGCUUUUAUAUGGAACAGAAGAGCCAGCCCAACCAAGUGAUCAACGUUAUGGUCCAUAUGUUCCACAACAAUUUCAUCGUCCUUCUUCUGGCGGUAUUGGACAACCUUCUCAGGUAGGCACAAAUAAUCGACGUGUAAAUGGAGGUGGUGGUGGUGGAAAUUUUAAUAAAAAUGGGGGAGGAAGUGGUGGUUGGCCCGGUUGGUUUACAGGCUCACCUACAGCUAAUAGACCAUUACAACACCAACAUAUAAAUAAUAAUAUACCUCCACCACAAUUUAAAAAGAAUUUUAAUAAUAAUAAUAAUAAUGGAGGUGGAGGUGGAGUCUCUCCUCAAUUCUCGUCGAAUAAUAAUAAUAAUAUAUUUGGCAAUUUUAUUAGACAUUUGAGUAGAAUUGUGAAUUCGAGACGAGAUUAG
Molecule: messenger RNA, 417 nt
Organism: Meloidogyne enterolobii
Lineage: Eukaryota; Metazoa; Nematoda; Chromadorea; Rhabditida; Meloidogynidae
Source: the annotation of a GenBank genome assembly